Molecule: messenger RNA, 195 nt
Organism: Malassezia sympodialis ATCC 42132
Lineage: Eukaryota; Fungi; Basidiomycota; Malasseziomycetes; Malasseziales; Malasseziaceae
Gene: BET3
Product: TRAPP complex core subunit BET3
Biological process (GO): Golgi vesicle transport
Cellular component (GO): TRAPP complex
Source: RefSeq, a predicted model, not a curated record
AUGUCAACCACACGGCAAUAUAAAACUUUAGGUGAAGAUAUAUGGCGCCAGAAUACACAAAAAGUUAAUAGCGAAAUCUUCACUCUUACCUAUGGAGCAUUGGUCGUACAGCUGAUCAAGGACUAUGAGGAUUUCGAACAGGUCAAUCUCCAGCUUGACAAAAUGUGUGUUUGCGAGGGGGUUUCUCACAUCUAG